GCUGUGAACCACUGAGGAGGGCCUUGACUUUGACUUCGACUUGGGACUUCAAUCCACCAGAGUUCUGUCAUCCUACGCAAAAAGGGGCACUCCACAGGAAGGCAGUGUGUGGGAAAGGCUCAGCAAGCACACACAGGGCCAGCAAAGGCAUUUCCAUAAACUCCAGGACUCCACCUCAGCUCAUCCGAUGAAGAGAAUCCGGUUCAAACUGAAAGAGGAAAAGGCUGGCUGUGACCUCCGGCCGCGUGCUAGCUUUGAAAUGGGAACACUGGAUGGGGAGAAGACAACAAAAGGGGGUAAUCAGGGACUCUCGUCUCUUUGUGGUGAAAGGAAGAAGAUUGGGAGUGGAAGUGGGGACCACACAGUGCCCAGUGUCUACUCCCUAAGCAAGAAACACAACUACUCUUUGGAUGACCUUUACCUCCAUCUUCUUCCCAUGGACCGAUCGACGAUGCAGAGAAAGGCAAUAUCUGCCAUAGAAAAGGAGAAAUUUUCCCAUCGGGAAGCUGAUGCUGCAGUAAUAAUGGAUAAGAUUGCGCAAUCUCAAUCACGACUGAAUGCACUCCUCCCUCUCGGUGCUCCUACCCAUCGAUCUCUCCCGGCUGCAGAUGAGAACAGAAAUGGCUAUGCCUUGCCUAAUGGACCGCCUUGGAAUGACUCUGGGCGUACUCUAAGACCAGGUGCUCCUUGGGCUAGGCUGGCAGGAAUCAACGGACAAGGUCCAAGCGGUGUGGGAGCAGAGGAGUCUAGGGGAGGAACGGUUGAAGUGCAGAGUACUGCUCGGCUAUGGCGAGGUGAAGAUCGAUCCAAUGGCGAAGAGAGGACGAGCCUUGGAUCAAGGAUUCAAGCCUUCAGGAUGAGCCUACGAACCCAACGCUUCCAGGUCGCAACGCUGUCCCGGUCGGUGAACUGGGCCGAGACUGGGGGACAAAGUCUGCAGCAGCUGGCUAAGCAGGGGUGCUUCAGAGUCAAUAAUUCGAGUUCUGAAAGCUUCGACGACUGCAGCACAGAGAAAGAUAAACAUGCCCGAGGGCCUGAGUCCAAGCAGAGAAGAGACAUGCAGUCAUUCAGAAGCCUUUUGAGGCAAGGAGAGCAUCAGCAAAGGAGCUUCGGUGUGGAAGAAGGAGGAGGAGGGGAACAACAACUGACCGAUGAAGUUGUAACGAGGCCACCAAGACGAAAAGGUUCGCCAUGUGAGCCUAGGCAAUCAGGGAAGAACAGCCUCAAAGGCGUACUCGCAAAUAAAGAAAAAGGCACAGGAGGAAAGAGCCAUUCAGUUGGCUGGAUUGAGAAGAAAGAGAAGGAGGUAGAGGCCGCGAAGCUAUCGGUUUGCGGGACUUCAGUUAAAAAAACAGGGACCAAGUCGAAAGAGGGUAUAGAGAAAUCAAUUUCAAUCGCCAUCAAAUUCCAGAGAAUGAAGUUGAUAGAGGGUGCUUUAUCUCAAUGGCAAUCAAUGUGCGCUGCAAGAAGAGCUUCCCUCAAGAAAGCCCAGGUUCUGCUGAAAUGGCACACGCUUAUCCGUUCAUGGCGUCGAUGGUGGAGAGUUGUCCAGAGGAGCAAGGAAGAACGAUUGGCUUAGUCAUGAUAGGUCUUCAACGACUUCUUGCAUCUCGAGUUUUUGUGUUCUCUUAUGCUGUUUUUUUGCAGAAAGGGGAGAACGAGAAAAAGAAAAAAGAAAAGAGGGAAAAAAACUUCAGAAAAGAGAGAAAAACAAACAAAGCAGAAAAGAAAAAAAAAUCAGGAAAGAUUCAAAAGAACAAAUUUUCAAAAACGAG
Molecule: messenger RNA, 1775 nt
Organism: Chara braunii
Lineage: Eukaryota; Viridiplantae; Streptophyta; Charophyceae; Charales; Characeae
Source: the annotation of a GenBank genome assembly